Apus apus (common swift) is the source of this 1813-nucleotide messenger RNA. It is a transcript of the gene TRIM13, whose product is annotated as tripartite motif containing 13. Gene Ontology annotation, molecular function: zinc ion binding. Gene Ontology annotation, biological process: innate immune response; positive regulation of macroautophagy; positive regulation of canonical NF-kappaB signal transduction. NCBI's taxonomy places the organism in Eukaryota, Metazoa, Chordata, Aves, Apodiformes, Apodidae. The transcript is spliced from 2 exons. The coding region runs from base 459 to 1688 and encodes 409 amino acids. The record is from RefSeq and is a predicted model, not a curated record.
CUCAGGGUGACUCCGAGGGCCGCCCUCCCCCGAGCAGCCGUGCCCGACGGAGCCGCCGUGAGCGCCGGGGAGAGCACGGCCGGCGGCCGGGAGGCGCGGCCGGGCCUGGCGGAAACGCCGUCCUGGCGGCGGGUGCCAGGGCCCCCGCUGGAGGAGCGGGGCCGUGACCAGAAGCCCUGAGCAGGGCCCCGCCGGGAUGGAGGAGCGAGGAGGCGAGCGCCGGAGCGUGCCCGGGCUCGGCGGGCUGGCAGGCGGUGCGGGUGGAGCGGCGUUCCUGGGGCUGGAGCUGCCCGUUUCCCCAGGCCUUUCUGGCUUUCUGAAGGCUGAGCGUGGGGGAUCUACCUGGUAUUCCUGGAAAAAAACCAAAACCCUGCUGUCCAUGAAAUAGCAGGUUUAAAGCCCGGCCGCUUUCCUGAGCGUUGUUUUGGCCGCCUGCCUGCCUGCUGCACCUGGAGGAUAUGAUGGAGCUCCUAGAGGAAGAUCUCACCUGUCCCAUUUGCUGUAGCCUCUUUGAUGAUCCUCGUGUCCUGCCUUGUUCACACAAUUUCUGCAGAAAGUGUCUGGAAGGAAUUCUUGAGGGAAAUGUGCGGAAUGUGCUUUGGAGGCCAUCCCCUUUCAAGUGCCCCACGUGCAGGAAGGAAACUCCAGUUACUGGAGUCAACAGCUUGCAAGUCAACUACUCUCUGAAAGGUAUAGUGGAGAAAUAUAAUAAAAUCAAAGUAACUCCAAAAAUGCCUGUGUGCAAAGUGCACAGUGGGCAACCCCUCAACAUUUUUUGCCGGACAGACAUGCAGCUGAUCUGUGGGGUUUGUGCCACCCGUGGUGACCACACAAAGCACAUUUUCUGUUCUAUUGAAGAAGCAUAUUCCCAGGAGAAGAGGGCUUUUGAAACUCUGUUUCAGGGCUUUGAAACCUGGCGCUGUGGAGAUGCCCUCUCGCGGCUGGAUACCUUAGAAACCAGUAAGAGGAAGGCUCUGCAGAUGCUGUCCAAAGAUUCUGACAAGGUGAAAGAGUUCUUUGAGAAGCUGCAGCACACACUGGAGCAGAAACGAAAUGAGAUUCUCUCUGACUUUGAGACCAUGAAGCUUGCAGUGAUGCAGGCCUACGAUCCAGAAAUCAAUAAACUGAACACAAUUCUGCAAGAGCAACGGAUGGCUUUUAACAUUGCAGAGGCCUUCAAAGAUAUCUCUGAACCCAUUAUAUUUCUGCAACAGAUGCAGGAGUUCAGGGAAAAAAUCAAGGUGCUUAAAGAAACCCCUUUACCUUGUUCCAGUGUGGACAUUAGCUCUACAAUGAAGAGCUUUGAUACCAGCCAGUGGAAUGGAAUAAAACUAGUUGAUGUGGACAAGCUUUCCUUGCCUCAGGAAAACAACACUCUUAAAUUCAAGAUUCCCUCAGUCUUUUCACGCAGAUUUAUACUGACCUCUCUUAUUUGCUUGCUUAUUCUUGCUGUCACCAGAAUGUCCUUUGUGGAGUCAGUCGUUGACAAUCUCCAGUGCUGGAAAUCUCAGUUCUUUACAAUUAGCUUGUCCUAUUUGGCAGAUACAGUGGAGAUAGCAGAUCAUGCUGUCUUUUACUGGGAACAGAUGACAGAUGGAGCUUCACUUCUAAGAGAAAAGUGUAAAAACUAUACGUUGGUUGUACUGGAUAAUGUUGCCCAGUUUGUGUGCAGAUAUAAACUGUUGUGAAGUUCCUACUGAAAUAUCAGAAUGAAGAGAGAUCUGAUGAAGAAAACAUAGAACUUCUUGAAAUUAAUUGAUUUUUUUAAGACUUCCAUUCAAAACAUUCAAAGAUUAAAAAUAUUUCCAAAACA